AUGUCUAGUACAUUUGGCACUUUACUUAAACUCAGUACUUUUGGCGAAUCUCAUGGUGAGGGAGUUGGUGUAAUACUUGAAGGUGUUAGCCCUGGUCUAGAGCUACAUGAAGAAGACAUACAAAAAGAACUGGACAGGAGAAAACCAGGGCAAUCAGACAUAGCUACGCCACGUAAAGAAUCUGAUACAGUGCAUAUUCUCUCUGGCGUAUUCGAAGGAAAAACCACAGGCACCCCACUGAUGAUGCUUCUUUAUAACAGUGAUAUACAAUCGAAAGAUUACAACUCUAUAAAGGAUUACUUUAGACCUGGACAUGCAGAUUUUACCUAUCUUCAAAAAUAUGGUUUUAGAGAUUGGAGAGGAAGCGGAAGAGCAAGCGGAAGAGAAACCGCAGCACGUGUAGCAGCUGGAGCCGUAGCAAAAAAAAUUCUUUCCAAAAAAGGAGUGCGUAUCAUAGCAUACACGUAUGAAGCAGGGGGAAUUGCUUGUAAGAGUAUUGACACUACUGUUAUUGAGAAAAACCCAAUGCGUGCUGCAGACAUGGAUGCGGCAGCUCAAAUGCUGGAACGUGGCUUAGCACUAAAAAAAGAACAAAACAGCAUGGGGGGCAUUAUUACAUGCAUUAUACAAGGAGUAAGAGCUGGUAUUGGAGAGCCUGUAUUUGAUAAACUUGACGCAUUACUCUCUCAUGCUAUUAUGUCUAUUGGGGCAGUAAAGGGAAUAGAGUUUGGGUCAGGUUUUGCUGCUAGUAAGAUGACUGGUCGUGAACAUAAUGAUGCAAUGACUGCAAAGGGCUUCGAUAGCAAUAAUGCUGGGGGAAUACUUGGGGGCAUAUCUACAGGUGAAAAUAUUAUUAUACGUAUAGCAGUGAAGCCUGUUUCUUCAAUAGCUAGUCCGCAAAAUACUCUUUCAAUUACCGGGGUAGAAUCUGUUAUUUCCACAGAAGGUAGACACGAUAUCUGUAUCUGCCCAAGAAUAAUACCAGUGGUGGAAGCUAUGUCCGCAUUGGUGCUAGGUGACUUAUAUAAGAGACAUGAGGCACUAUUUAUAUAA
Ylistrum balloti is the source of this 1053-nucleotide messenger RNA. RefSeq names its product chorismate synthase-like. Gene Ontology annotation, cellular component: cytosol. Gene Ontology annotation, molecular function: FMN binding; chorismate synthase activity. The coding region runs from base 1 to 1053 and encodes 350 amino acids. Gene Ontology annotation, biological process: aromatic amino acid biosynthetic process; chorismate biosynthetic process. The transcript has a single exon. Lineage: Eukaryota; Metazoa; Mollusca; Bivalvia; Pectinida; Pectinidae. The record is from RefSeq and is a predicted model, not a curated record.